UAAUUCUAAUAUAUAAAGUAUGAUCCCUCUGUCACCUUACCUCCAUCCAGGAUAAAUCCAAGAAAUUAAUCGAAUUUCCUAAAUCUCUUCUUAUCACAAACCCACUCGCAAUGGUCUCCAAAAUCAUCCUUGAAACUCCCCCAACUAAAGAUGUCAACUUGGCAUGGGGCAAAACCGACUCCACCUUCAAGAUUGUCGAUGCUGAACUCCCAGCUGUCCAGGAUGGUGAGUUGAAGAUCAAGGUUUUGUACCUCUCUAACGAUCCUACUCAAAGAAUGUGGAUCUCUGCUAACCAGGACCCCAAAAGACAGUACUUGCCUCCUAUCUUGAAGGGUGACGCCAUCAGAACUUUGGGCUUGGGUGAAGUGCUUGAGUCUAAGUCUGACAAAUACGUCAAAGGUGAUGUUAUUAGUGGCGUCUUCCACUGGGGUGAUGAGGUUAUCAUUCCAGAGGCCAGCGUCAGCGCCAAGGUUGACAAGUCGCUUCCCUACGAAUGGUACUUGUCUGCUAUCGGCCUCACUGGAUUAACUGCCUACUUCGGAUUGAAGAACAUUGGUCAAUUCAAGGAAGGCCAAACCGUGCUCAUCUCUGCUGCUUCUGGUGCCACGGGCUCCAUGGCUGUCCAGCUUGCCAAGCACUUCUUCAAGGCGUCCAAGGUUGUUGGUAUUGCCGGCUCUGACGAGAAAUGUAAGUGGGUUGAAUCGUUGGGUGCUGACCUCUGUGUUAACUACAGAGAUGCUGACUACAAAAAGAAGAUCGAUGACUUUAUCGGUGACGAGCACUUUGAUGUUUACUACGAUAAUGUUGGUGGCGAAAUGUUGGACUAUGCAUUGAAGCGCACUAAGAGAUACGGCCGCAUCAUUGCCUGCGGUGCCAUCUCUGGCUACAACGACAAGUCUAAAAUGGAUGUUACUGCAUGGGGUGAAAUCAUCAGUAACCGUUUGAAUGUGCAAGGCUUCAUUGUUUUCGACUUCUUCUCGGAGUUCCCUGAGGCUAUUAAAGAUAUUGUGGCAGUUAUCAAGAGUGGAAAGGUUACACCAGAGGAAGGUGUCCAUGUCGAGGACGUGUCGAAAUUCGACAAGCCUCUUGAGAAGGUCCCUGAGGUGUGGUACAAGUUGUUCACGGAGGAGAAGCCAAGAGGAAAGUUGUUGACCAAGUUGGCUUAAGUCUUUGGUUCGCCCCCGCGCUCCAAAAGCUUUAAAGGUUCAAUCUUAUAGGUAAGUUUUGAAAUUUCACGAAUUUACGAAUCAUUUCUUGAAAAUCGUAAUUUUUGUAGACGUCUUCAAAGGAAUGGAAGUUGCUUCAAUACUGCAGCUGCGGUGUUCAAGUACACCAUCACCGUUAUCGUAUAGUUUUCUUUUCCCUGUAUUUCUAAAAUGUGUUUUCAUAUCCACUAAUU
Molecule: messenger RNA, 1399 nt
Organism: Metschnikowia bicuspidata var. bicuspidata NRRL YB-4993
Lineage: Eukaryota; Fungi; Ascomycota; Pichiomycetes; Serinales; Metschnikowiaceae
Product: MDR family NADP-dependent oxidoreductase
Exons: 1
Coding region: 111-1166 (351 amino acids)
Molecular function (GO): oxidoreductase activity, acting on the CH-CH group of donors, NAD or NADP as acceptor
Source: RefSeq, a predicted model, not a curated record